AUGGGGAACUCGCAGAGUGCGGACGCGAAGGCGGAGAUCGGUAGCGGUGAGGGUGAGAAAGUAGCUGGGGGCGCGACGGCUAAGGGAACGGUUCAGAGCGGCGGCGACGGGAAGGAGAACGCACAGAGCGCUAGUGUUAGCAGCGUGAGCGCGGACGGAAAGAGAGGCGUUAGCGACGCGCGCGCGAAACGAGACGCAAACGCGGAAGGAGGCGCGAGCGCGAAAGCGGACGCGAGUGCUGCGGGGAACAUGAAGGGAGGGAGCGGGAAGGAGGGCGUUCAAGGUGGAGACGCGAAGGCAAGCGAGCAAGGCGUGGCUGCAAGGGAGAAGGGUGCGGAGAAGGGUGCAGAGAAGGUCGUAGCUCCUCCACCAACUACCCGGCCUGCCACUGCUGCCCCUGCAGCAGCAGCAGCAGCAGCAGCUAAAUCACCCACCCCUCCGCCCCCUCCGUUGACCAAGCCCUCACCAGCCCAGUCAGUGGGUGGGGGCAGGCCGUCAACACCCCAGCCUGCCACUCCCUCCCCUGCAGCAGCAGCAGCAGCAGCAGCAGCAGCAGCAGCAGCAGCCAAAUCACCCACCCAUCCCACUCCCUCAUCAGCCAAGGCCCCACCAGCUCAGUCAGUGGGUGGGAGCAGGGCACCAACACCCCAGCCUGUCACCUCAACCCCCCCUACUGCACCAUCAUCUGCACCUGCAGCACAAGCACCAGCACCAGCAAAAUCACCCACCCCUCCCCCCACUGCCACUACAGCUGCCCCUCCUAAUGCAAGUGCUUCUGCUUCUACCCCUACUCCUGCCCCUAUGCCUGCCCGUGUUUCUGCCCCUACACCUGCCCGUGUUUCUGCCCCUACACCUGCCCGUGUUUCUUCCCGUGCUACAGCUCCCACAGCAGUCCAGCCGUCAACAGUCAAGGGACAGCCAACGAAACUGCAGCCUUCAACUGUAACAGCGAAACCACAGCCCUCGGCUGUAGCAGCAAAAUCACAGCCUUCAUCUUUAGCAACGAAUUCCCAGUCCUCAGCUGUAGCAGCGAAACCACAGCCUUCAUCUGUAGCAGCAAACUUUCAGCCUUCAUCUGUAGCAGCAAACUUUCAGCCUUCAGCUGUAGCAGUGAAAUCCCAGCCUUCAGCUGUAGCAGCAGGCACAAAGACAUCCCCAGCUGUAGCACCCGCAGCUCCACCUGCUGCAGCUGUAGCAGCAGGUAGAACGGGAGUUCAGCCAACAGCUGUAGCGGGUGCUAAUGCGGCAACUGUAGCAGGUGCAAACGCCGCAACUGUAGCAGGUUCAAAUCUGUCAAAUGCAGGGACAGCUGUAGCCGGUGGGAAGCCAGGGCCAGCUGUAGCAGCUGUGACUGCAGGAAAGCCUGGUUUGGGGGCUGUAGCUGCAGGGACACAGGGAGGUAAAGAAAGUCCUGCCCCUGUCACGGCUGUAGCGGCUGGCAGGCUGGGAGUGCAACCAGCAGCUGUAGCGGGAGGAAAGGCAGGGCCAGCUGUAGCAGGAGGGAAGCCUGGGCCGGCUGUAGCAGGAGGGGCGGCAGGGCCGGCCGUAGCAGGGGGAAAACCAGGGCCGGCCGUAGCAGGGGGGAAACCAGGGCCGGCUGUAGCAGGAUGGAAGCCUGGGCCGGCUGUAGCAGGAGGGGCGGCAGGGCCAGGUGCAGUGGGUACAAUGCGGGAAGAAGCUGCAGCAGCCAUAGCAGCAGCUGUAGCUUCUAUAGCAGCAACAAGAAUGGGUGGAACUCCAGUGGCUGUAGCUGCACAGAGUGCUACAGCCGGCUCAUCUGCUGCAAAUGCACAGCCUGCUACAGCUGGACAGUCUCGUGUAGGGCCACAGUCCGCUACAGCCGGCCCGUCUGCUACAAAUGCACAGACUGGUGGUGUAGCCCCAUUGAAAGCUGUAGCCCCACCGACAGCUGUAGCACAACCGAUAAAGGCACCCACACCACCACCACUAGCACCAGGUCAGAAGGGUGUGGUGCAAUCAGGGGGAAUGCAGCAGCAGAUUGGGGUGCAGAAAACACCGCCUGUAGCACAGAAGGGUGUAAUACAAACAGGGGGAGCGCAGCAGCCGGCUGUAGCGCAGACAGGUGGAGCAGCACAGCAGGCUGUAGCACAAAAAGCACCACUUGCAACCCAGCAGGUUGUAGCACAAAAAGCACCACUUGCAGCCCAGCAGGCUGUAGCACAGCAGGCGGCAGCGCAGCAGGCUGUAGCGCAAAAAACACCCGCUGGGCAGGCAACGAAGGCGCCUGCUGGUGCUGUUGCCUCAAGGCCACACGCUCCCUUCCCUUCCCUGCACCCCCCAGCAGGCAACGCAGAGAAGCAAACCCCAGCAGCUACUGCCGCUACACCAAAGCACCCCCAGCAGCCCCAGCAGCCCCAGCAGUCCCAAUCAAUCUCUGCAGCGCAGCAAAAGCAGUCACUUCCAUCCUCCACGUCGACCUCCCUGCCCGCCAAGUAUAUUGGUGCGACUUUUGAGAAUUCUCAAAAGUCGCCCCAAACCAUCACUGCAGCGCCUCAAAAGCAGUCACUUCCAUCCUCCACGUCGACCUCCCUGCCCGCCAAGCCAACAGCUCCUUCCCUUGCACGAUCCUCGUCAUUCCCGCUAGGUAGGGCGGCAGCGGGGCAGCAGGCCCCUGCAGGGCAGGUCGGCAGGGCGGCAGCGGGGCAGCAGGCUCCCGCAGCCACGAUCUCCCAGCUGCAGCAACAGCAGCAGCAGCAGCAGCAGCAGCAGCAGCAGCAGCAGCAGCAGCAGCAGCAGCAGCAGCAGCAGCAGCAGCAACAGCAGCAGCAGCAGCAACAACAACAGCAGCAGCAGAGACUACACCAGGCACAGCAGCAGCAGCAACAGCAACAACAACAGCAACAGCAACAACAGCAAGCACAGCAGCAGCAACAACAACAACAGCAACAGCAGCAACAGCAAGCACAGCAGCAGCAGCAACAACAACAACAACAGCAGCAGCAGAUCCAGCCUACACAGAAUUUGAAGCAGGCUGUGCGGGCAAAGAAAGUCCACGACCCAGACAAACCCACCAGGGGACGGGGACGACCUCGGAAGAACCCCAUUAAGGAGAACCCUAAAAAGGAGAAUCUUGUAAAGGAGAGCUCUAUGAAGGAGAACCCUAUAAUGGGGAAUGCUAUAAAGGAGAGUUUGGUAAAGGCUUCUGCAGGGGGUGGACUGAUUGUGUCAUCUUUGGGGGUUCAAGGGGAGAGGCAGGAGCAGCAGCAGCAGCAACAGCAGCAGCAGCAGCAGCAGCAAGAGCAGGAAGCGGUGGGAAAAGAGAAAGGAGGCGGAGGGAUGGAGAACGGGGAGCGGGGAGGAACGGAGAGGAGGGAGGGAUGGAAGGAGGUGCAAUUGGUGCAGCAGCUGAAAGAGCAACCGCAGCAGCAGCAGCAGCAGCAGCAGCGAGAAGCUAAGGUCUCUCAGUCGAAGGAGCAGCAGCAGGCAGGGGCAGGGAGGUCCCAGCCAAUCCACAACUGGCCUGAAGAACUCCCAUUCCCCCUCCCCCAGUUCUCCCUUCCCCAGUUCUCCCUCCCCCAACUCCCCCUCCUCCAAUUCCCUUCCCAGCGCCUCCCCCCAGGCCCCCCCCUUCCCCCUCGUGCUUCCCCCGCUCCCCCAACUGCCCCUUCUCCUUCCCCUGGUGCUCCCCCCGUUCCCCCUCGUGCUUCCCCUGCUCCCCCUGGUACCCCCCCUCCCCCUUCCGCCCCCGCCCCCCUCGGUUUCCCCCUUGACGCAGCCACUGCUGCUACAGUGCAGCAUGCAGCGGUUACUGUAGCGGAUCAGAUCCCCAAAGAUUCGAUUCUGUGGGCGGCUGUGGCAGAGCAGAAGGUUGAGAUUCUGGAGAGAGCACUCGAGGAGACCAAGGAGCGGGCUGUUGCCAUGAUGGAGAGAUUGAGGUUGAAUGCAGAGGCUAAGGGCCUGUGUUGGUUGAGAGCACUGGAGGAGACUAAGGAGCGAGCUGUUGCCAUGAUGGAACGACUGAGGUUGAAUGCCGAGGCUAAGCACAAGGCAAUGGAGCGAGAGCUGGAGGAGGAGAGGAGGCGAGUGGAGGAGCCGCCACUGCUCUUCCUUCUCACCUGCGCUCUACCCUCACUCUUCGCACUUCCUCACCCCUUAAUCCCUAUGUCCCUUUUUCCCCACCAGCACAAGGCGAUGGAGCAAGAGCUGGAGGAAGAGAGGAGGCGAGUGGAGGAGCUGCAGGGGCGGCUCAAAGCAGCGGAGGCCAGGCGGAAUGGCAGCAGCAGGGGCAUUGCUACCGUGCCUCCUCCUGUCCCUCCCUUUAAUCCUCCCCAUGCUGCUGCGCCAGCAGCUGCAAACGCACCUGCUUCUGCUGCUGCUGCUGCUGCUGUGCCUGCUGCUGCCGGUGCCGCUGCAGCAGCUUCUGCAGCAGCUCCUCCUGUAAGUCCGAGCCAGGCCCAGCUGCUGAAGGCCUUCCCUUCGUCGUCCAGCCUCAGUGGGGGCGAUGCCACUGCUGCUGCUGCUGCUGCUGGCGCUGGUGGUGGUGGUACAGGUGGUGGCCCUUCUGGUGGGAGGGAAGGGAUGGGAGGUGCAGGAUUGGGAGGAGGGCUGGGUUUGGGGGCAGCAGGUUUGGGAAGCGGGUUAGGUUUGGGCGCAGCAGGGUUGGGAGGAGGAGGAGGCGGAGGGGGAGGAGUGAGGGCAAUCUCGCUCUCCCCUGCCGUGGGAUUCGGCCUGCACCACCUCCUGUCUCCUCGUCGCACACCUGAUUCUCCUGCCGCUGCUGCGGGUGCUGCCGGUGGUGCGGCCGGUGGUGCAGCUGGUGCUGCUGGUGCGGCCGGUGGUGCUGCCAGUGGUCUGGGAGCGGGAGGAGGGAGGUUUCAGGCAGCAGGGGAGGAGGGAGGGGUGGUGGAGGUAGCAGUAGGGGCGCUAGACCCGUCUCUGCUCGGUCCGUGGGCUGCAGAGGCAGCGCUUUCAGGGGCGAGGGAAAGCCGGGCAGACAAUUGGCAGGCUGGUGGUGAUGGCAGUCCUCACCUGCAGACGCAGCAGCUGCUUGGGAUCCACAAUUUCCCAGUCGUGCAAGGGCAGCAGCAGGUGGGUAGCAGCAGCUUAGAUGAGCAAGGGCAGCAGCUCAGUAGCAACAGUUUCCGGGUUCCGGGGCAGCAGGUCGCGAGGAUUUUCUUGGAAGGUUCUCAGGCGGAUCGGGUUGCGACCCAGGUUUCAGCAAGGGACGCUGGUGGGAGCGAGCGAGAGUGGCUGCAAGAAGGGAGGGAGCGGGUGGAGAGGGGUGGGAAGGAGGGGGCUGGUGCGUUGAGCGGGGAUGGGGCGGCGAAGCAGGCUGGUUUCAAUGCUGCUGCUGGUGCUGGUGGUGGUGGUGGAAGUGGUGGAGGGAUUGGGUAUGGCGGGUUUGGUGCUGCUCUUUCUCUAGCUCCACCUGAGGGCAGGAACAGGAGGCCAGGAGAGGUAGCCGACACUAGUAGCCCUGCUGUUUCUGGUUUGCCAGCUUCCGUUGGGCCAUCUGCUGUAGCACCAGCUGUAGCGGCUCCAGUUUUAGCAGCACCAUCUGUAGCUGCGGCUGUAGCAGCUGCAGUGGGAGCAGACGCUUCUGUGCCCGCUGCUGCAACUGCUGCGCCUGCUGCUGCUGCUGCUGCUGCUGCUGCUGCUGCUGCUGCUGCUGCUGCUGCUGCUGCAACUGCUGCUGCUGCUGCUGCUGCGCCUGCUGCUGCUGGUGCUUCGUCACACGCUCCUGCAGUUGAGUCAGCAGAGGUGGUUGCACCUGUUGCAGAAAAGCCAGCAGCAGCAGCGACAGCAGGAGCGGCAGGGGCAGUAGCCGAAACAGCAGGAAUAGGACCAGCGGCAGGGGCAGCAGCAGCAACUGCUGCAGCAGGAAUCGCAGCAGCACCAGCAGGGGCAGCGGGAAAGAAACCUGCAAAGAAGGGAAUUGUGAAGGCGAAAGCCGGCGAAGGGAAGGCGAAAGGAAAGGGCUUGCCAGGCUUGGGGAGGGCAGGCAUUGGAGCAGGCACACCUGGGAAGGUGAAGCCUGGGGGAGGUGUAACUGCGAAGGUGAAGGUUGGUAAGGCUGGGGAGGGGGGAAAGGAGGGCAAGGAGGGAGAGGAGCAAGAGGCAGUUUCAAAGAAAGUGGUGAAAACGACUAAGGGAGAGAAGAAGGGAAGGGGAGAGGCGGUUGUGAAGGGAGGGAAGAAGGUGGUUGGGGCGGAGGACGCUAAGGGCAAGAGUGGUGCGGCUGGUGGUGUUGAGAGGAGUGGUACUGCUGGUGCAGCUGGUGGUGCUGCUGAAGACAAUACUUCUGGUGCUGGUGGGGCUGUUACAAGAACAGCAGGAGGAGGGGCAGAAGCAGCAGCAGGGGGAGGAGGAGGAGGAGCAGUACGAGCAGCAGCAGCUGAUAUGGCAGGCGCAGCAGAGGAUUCAGAGCAUACAGAGACAGCAGAUGAAGGGGGGGAGGGCGAGAAGGAGGAACAAGGGGAGGAGGCGGUUAGUGGGUGGGUUGCAGGCGCUGACACGGGUACUGUUGGGGUAGCACCUGUUGAAACGGGGGUAGAAACCAAAAAAGCCCAAGGAGGCGAGGGCAGAGUGAAGAAACCUAAGGAGAAAGUGAGGAAGCUAGAGAAGGGGCAGGUAGGGGAAAAGGGGAAGGCAGGAGGAUUGGGUCCUCGUGCUGGUGCUGCUGGCGCUGUUGGUGAUGCUAGUGCUGCUGGCGCUGGUGGUGCUGCUGGUGCUGCUGGUGCUGCUGGUGCUGCUGGUGCUGCUGGUGCUGCUGGUGCUGCUAGUGAUGCUAGUGCCAAGGCGAUUGCAAAACGGGUGAAAAUGGUGGGGAAGGAUGGGGCAAGAGGAACAGGAGAGGGCGGAGAGGGCGGGCAUAAGACAGAGAAUGAAGGGGCACAAGGCAAGGCGGCGACUAAGAGAAAGGCAGCAGGGACGGAUGAUGGAGGAGUUAAGAGGAAAAAGGCAAAGGUUGUAGCAGGUGCUGUGGGGUUGGAGGUGGGUGGAGGUGCGGAGGAGUUGGAGGGGGUAGAGGGGAUAGAGGGAGGAGUUGGUAGGGAAAGGGAGGGGGGUGAUUCGAGCAAGCAGGAGAAAGAGAAGGGAAAGAAGCAGGGGAAAGGAAAGCAAGUGAAAGCAGCUGGUGGGGAAAGAGGGGGUAAGAGAACACAUCAAGAGGCAGAAGAAGCUUCGGGCAGGCCAAAAAAGAAAGUUCCGAAGGGAAAAAAGGCCGGUGGGGUCAGAGAAGGGGCAGACGCUGCAGAAGCAGUGGAGGAAAAUGGGGAGGAUUUUGCAGCUGGUACUGAAGCAGCUAGUAAAGAGGAUGAAAAUGUUACCACCCCCAUAAGUGGCUCUGCUGCUGCUCCUUUGAGUGGGUCUGCAGUAGGGGCGUCGUGUCUGGAUCUGCUGCUGAUGGGUGUGGACGCUGUAAGCCGUCUGGAGGAAAUGGAGGAGAAGAGAUCUGAAUCUGCCAAUGAGCCUUCUGCACCUGCGCCUGCUGCUGCUGCUGCUAGGGAAGGGCAAGUGGAGCAGGAGGAAAGGGAGGAGGGAGAGGAGGAGGUGGAGGAGGAGGGGGGUCGGGAGUCGGCUAGAUUACCGCAGGAAGGGAAAGGAGGGAAGGAAAGGACGGGAGAGAAGGAAGGGAAGGAAGAGAAGAGAGAAAAGGGACAGAAGGGAGAGAAGAGGGAGAAGGGAGAGAAGGGAGAGAAAGGAGAGAAGAAAAAGGGAGGAGCUCUAGCCAGGGGUAAAGGGACCAAGGGAACCGAGGGCGCUGGGGCAGAUUCGAAAGUUACCCCUUUUGAGGUGCGACCAAGUAAGGUGAUGAAACAGGCGGGCUUGAAACAAGGAGAACCUUCGAACGCACCUGAGGUUCGAAAGCAGUACCUGGGGGUUCUUAUGGGGGGAGUGGGUGUGAAGGAGGGCCAGACAAAGCAAGGGAAGAAGCAAGUAAAGAAGGGGGUAAAGGAGGAGGAGAGAAAGGGAGAGAGUGGGGUCGAGAAACCGCCUACUGGACGAAUUUUUGCUGUUGGUGGCCCUAAGAGUGUGUUUGGUGCGUUGCAAAAGUCUUCUACUGGUCCUAAAACUGACUCUAAACUCAAGGUUGCUUCAAAGAACACAGCUGCUGUUGCGGGCGCUGCUGCUGCUGCUGCUGCUGCUGCUGCUGCUGCUCCUGAUGUUGGUGGUAGAUCUGGGAUGUUGAAACGAGCUCUGGCCAUGGUGCGAGAACGGGAGGGGGGAGAAGAGGAGAUCAGAGAGCGCGAGGAGUGGAAGCAGCAGCAGCAGCAAGGGGAGAGUGAGGAGGAACAGGAGCAAGAGGAGGAGGAAGACGAGGCGCAAGAGGAGGAGGAGGAGGAGGAGGAGCAACACUCAGGAAUCAAGGGCAGGGGAGAAGAGAGAGCAGAUGCUGCUGAUGACGAUGAUGAUUUAGAACUCCGGGAGCUGGGCAGAGGGGCGGUCGGGGUAGGGCCGGGGGAAGGGGGGGUAAGUAUACCUUGGGAGGGGCUUUCCUCUUGGGGAGACAGGGGGAGGCAGUGGAGUGGAGAAGCACCAGAGAGAGCAUCUGGGGGGUCUGGUGCUGGUGCUGCUGCUGCUGCUGCUGCUAGAAGUGGUGGUGCCAGUGGUGGUGGUGAGGCGAUGACUGCGGCAAGAGGAUCAGGGCGAAGGAAGUCCAAACCAAAAUCAUCAAGUACAGCAGCUGGUGCUGCCGGUGGUGGUGCUGGUGCUGCUGGUGGUGCCGGUGGUGGUGGUGGUGGAAAGGAGGGGCCUCAGGAGGCGACAAGGCCCACUCGGCACAGCAAGAGACUGGGAGUUCGACAGGUAUGUGUGUGUGAGAGUGAAAGGCACGGAGUGAGACACCGAGAGAGAGGCACAGAGUGCGGGGAAACGUGGAAAGGAGGGGGCUCAAGAGGCGACAAGGCCCACUCGGCACAGCAAGAGACUGGGAGUUCGACAGGUAUGUGCGUGCGAGUGAGAGGCACAGAGUGA
Molecule: messenger RNA, 8937 nt
Organism: Closterium sp. Naga37s-1
Lineage: Eukaryota; Viridiplantae; Streptophyta; Zygnematophyceae; Desmidiales; Closteriaceae
Source: the annotation of a GenBank genome assembly